This is a messenger RNA of Cajanus cajan (pigeon pea), 2269 nucleotides long. Its product is annotated as acid beta-fructofuranosidase. Gene Ontology annotation, molecular function: beta-fructofuranosidase activity. Gene Ontology annotation, biological process: carbohydrate metabolic process. Lineage: Eukaryota; Viridiplantae; Streptophyta; Magnoliopsida; Fabales; Fabaceae. The record is from RefSeq and is a predicted model, not a curated record.
AUAAAUAUGGUAAUGUGGAUGGGAAGAUGCAGCUGGUCCUUUCCCUUAGCUAGGCUAGUUAGUAGCAGUGUUUGUUUGAACUUUGAAGAAUGGUAAUCCCAAUCCCCUCCUCAGCCUCUGAUUCUGAACUCCCUUGUUCUUACAUUCCCGUAGCCGAUGGACCUCACUCACACUCAGGCGCCGAGCCUCGGCCACGGCUGAAGAAGGGGGUGUUUGUCAUCUCUUGUGGGUUGCUGCUGCUGUUUCUCUCCUUGUUCGCCUUCUUCAAUGGCCAAACCCAAACACUACCCAAUGUGUCAACAUGGCAACCCCUUUCACGUGGCGUGUCUUCAGGGGUCUCCGAGAAGUCCACCUCGCUACUCAACGCCUAUCCAUGGAACAAUACCAUGCUCUCAUGGCAGAGAACCGCUUACCACUUCCAACCUCAAAACAAUUGGAUGAACGAUCCUAAUGGUCCAUUGUACUACAGAGGGUGGUAUCAUUUCUUCUACCAGUACAAUCCAAAGGGUGCAGUUUGGGGUGACGUCAUAGUUUGGGGACACGCUGUAUCAAGAGACUUGAUCCACUGGCUCCACCUUCCACUAGCAAUGGUGGCAGAUCAAUGGUAUGAUAAAAACGGUGUGUGGACUGGCUCUGCCACCAUCUUACCCGAUGGUCAAGUCAUCAUGUUAUACACUGGUUCCACCAACGAGUCAGUGCAGGUGCAAAACCUUGCAUACCCUGCAGACCCCUCUGAUCCUCUCCUCGUUGAUUGGAUCAAAUACCCUUCAAACCCUGUUCUGUUUCCACCACCAGGCAUUGGUGCCAAAGAUUUUCGUGACCCCACCACUGCUUGGCUCACCUCUCAAGGAAAGUGGCGCAUAACCAUUGGCUCUAAGCUCAACAAAACUGGCAUUGCCUUAGUUUAUGACACCAUUGACUUCAAGACCUACGAGCGAGUGGAGGGGCUGCUUCAUGCAGUGCCUGGCACUGGCAUGUGGGAGUGUGUUGACUUUUUCCCUGUUUCUAACAAGAGUGAAAGUGGAUUGGAUACUUCAAUCAAUGGGGAGAAUGUGAAGCAUGUGGUCAAGGUUAGCUUGGAUGAUGAUAGACAUGAUUACUAUGCAUUAGGGAGUUAUGAUGAGAAGAAUGUUAAGUUCACACCAGAUGACUCCAAGAACGAUGUUGGUAUUGGACUUAGAUAUGAUUAUGGUAUAUUUUAUGCUUCCAAGACAUUUUAUGAUCAGAGUAAGGGGAGAAGAGUGUUGUGGGGUUGGAUUGGAGAAUCUGAUAGUGAAUAUGCUGAUGUGGCCAAAGGUUGGGCUUCGGUUCAGGGUAUUCCAAGAACAGUGACACUUGAUCAGAAAACUGGUAGCAACUUACUUCAAUGGCCUGUAGCGGAGGUGGAAAGUUUGAGAUUGAGAAGCGAUGAGUUUGAAAAUUUAACUGUGAAGCCAGGGUCAGCGGUGCCACUAGAAAUUGGAACAGCUGCUCAGUUGGACAUUGUAGCUGAGUUUGAGAUAGAUAAGGAAGCCUUGGAGAAGACAGUUGAGUCCAAUAUGGAGUACAAGUGUAGCACCAGUGGUGGAGCAGCAGAACGUGGUGCAUUAGGUCCUUUUGGUCUUCUAGUUUUGGCAGAUGAUGACCUUUCUGAAUACACUCCCACAUACUUUUAUGUUGUCAAAGGAAGCGAUGGUCAUCUUAAAACUUUCUUCUGCUCCGAUCAAUCAAGGUCUUCUCUAGCAAAUGAUGUUGGUAAGAAAAUCUUUGGAAGCUUUGUUCCAGUACUAAAAGACGAAAAGUUAUCCGUAAGGAUAUUGGUGGACCAUUCUAUAGUUGAAAGCUUUGCUCAAGGUGGAAGGACGUGCGUGACAUCUCGUGUUUAUCCAACGAGGGCAAUUUAUGGAGCUGCUCGAUUGUUCUUGUUCAAUAAUGCUACUGAGGGCACUGUGACUGCUUCACUAAAGGUUUGGCAAAUGAAUUCUGCAUUCAUACGACCAUACCAUCCCGACCAAAGGAAUUAAAAUGAAGGGACAAGGAACUCCCAAGUCACAAUUACAAUGAAAAAUUUGUUGUAUCACAAAACUGUUCAAUGGCUCACCUAAACGUCUGAAUUAUUGAACAAACUCAAAAAUGCCCACUGGUUCUCAAUUUUUUUCCAAUUACUUUUUGAGUAGGCGUGGUUUUGUAAAUUGGUUGCUCAGGAGAGGGCCAUUAGUUUCUUGUUUAUAUUUGGCUGAGCUUGUAACGAUAAUGAAAGAAAUAUCAUCUUUUUCCAAUUUAAUCUAUA